Dunckerocampus dactyliophorus (ringed pipefish) is the source of this 4451-nucleotide messenger RNA. RefSeq names its product tripartite motif-containing protein 54-like. The coding region runs from base 1189 to 3192 and encodes 667 amino acids. NCBI's taxonomy places the organism in Eukaryota, Metazoa, Chordata, Actinopteri, Syngnathiformes, Syngnathidae. The record is from RefSeq and is a predicted model, not a curated record. The transcript has 11 exons. Gene Ontology annotation, molecular function: zinc ion binding.
UGACUCAGGUGGGAAAGCCUUUCCUGAGAAGCAACCUUGCUCUUUGCUGUUUUUCCCAUUGUGAUUGUCCUUUCUUUUAAACCGAUCUUUGUGUAUUUUAUUUAUAUUUGCAGUGGUGUGAAAACAUGUUUACCGCCUUCCGAGUUCUUGUUUUGUGUGUGCACGCUUGCCACACUUAAUACUUAGACUUUAUUCUCGUAAUAUUCUUAUGCCGCAGCCAAAUGUUCCAAAAAUUACAACUUUAUUCCAUGUUUCGUUUUGUUCCUCAUAAUAUCAAGACUUUUUUCUUUAAUGUUUUAACUUGACUAAUAAAAUUGUUAUUUUUCCUCAUUACGUUAUUCUCCUAAUAUUACAACUUUUUUCUUUUCAUAUUUUGACUUUAUUCUCUUAGAUUUCUUGUUCAGUCAUAUUUUUUAAGUCUGCCUCCAGCCAAUAAAAAAUAAAUUCUGCGAGGGUCACGAACCGCCCCCGGGCCGCACUUCGAACACCCCCGAUUCACCACAAUGCUGAAACCUGAAUAGAGGCAAAGGAACGUUGAUGCAGCCGUGGAAUAACGUAGAAUAUCCACGUAAGAAGACUAACGGUUGCCUUUCCAAUGCGUGUUGAACAAUCACUGCCAGCUGUGUCGAAAGGUAAGAGCGUGUGUGCGUGCUGAGUGAGGGUCAUGUGACCUACGUGGCGACGUCACAAGUGUUCAUGUGUGUGUGGGUCAGCGUGCAACCGGAGAGCGCGUCUUAAUCCGUCCCUGCCUCGUAUGGUGUGUGACAGCACACACGUGAUUGGGUUGCACUAAUGUGAGUGUUUGUGUGUAAAGUUGUGAACAAGCACACGGGGUGUUUUUGUUUUUUGGAAUGGAUGUUGUGUAGCGUGACGAGGAAGAGGAGGAGGGGCGUGGUCAGAACCGACCAAGUGCCCCCCUCCCCACCUCAAACUCACCCCCCACCCAGGAAGAUUUAGCCCGGUGUCACAGGAGCUGCAGAUAAUAAAGUCGCCCCGAAAUCCCGAAAACACAAACACACUUGCACCACAGCUGAAGGAACAUCGUGUGACAUUGAAGAGGACCACCGGAAGGAAGAUCACAUUAAAAAAAGUUUUAAAGGUACGUCACACUUGACCUGCCGACGAGCUCUCUGGUCCUGGAGACCUUUGAUCUGACGUUCUCGUCCUUCGUCCUUCGUCCCGGCGGCCAUGUCCCUGAGCCGGCAGCGUGGCGGGGGUGGGACCGAGCUGGAGGCGGGGCUAGGGAUGCUGGAGAAGCAGCUGACCUGUCCCAUCUGCUUGGAGCUGCUGCAGAAGCCCGUGGUCAUCCUGCCGUGUCAGCACAACCUGUGCAGGAAGUGUGCCAACGACCUCUACCAGCCCUCCUUGUUUCAGGCCCGCACCACCAUGACCGUCAACAGCGGACGCUUCCGCUGCCCGUCAUGCCGGCACGAGGUGAUCCUGGAUCGCCACGGCGUCUUCGGCUUGCAGCGGAACCUUCUGGUGGAGAACAUAAUCGACGUCUACAAGCAGGAAGUCGGCAGCGACGCCACCAGGCCCCUCCCUGCCUCUCCCUCAACUCCUGCUCAGAUCACCUGCUCCGAGCACGACGGCGAGAAGGUCAAUAUCUACUGCGUGACCUGCCAGCUGCCCACCUGCUCCCUCUGCAAGGUCUUUGGACAACACCAGUCCUGUCAGGUGCAAACACUGGACCACGUCCUGCAGCACAAGAAGGAUGAGCUGAGAGAGGGCGUGGCUUCCCUGGUGGAGGUCAACCAGAAAGUGCAAGUGUUGAUUGACGAGCUGGAGGAGACCUGCAGGAGCAUCGAGGAGAACUGCAAGACUCACAAACAGAACGUGUGCGACAAGUUCAGCCGAAUGUUCUCCAUCUUGGACGAAAGACACAAGGCCAUGACGGAGCGAAUCAGCUCAGAGGAAGAGGAGAAGACAGGCCGUGCCCAGCUGCUGGCGUGUUGCUAUGGCGACAGCAUGGCGGCCAACAGGAAGCUGGUGGAGAAGGCAAGGAGCAGCAUGGAGGAUCCCGACAUGGCCGCCUUCGUCCAGAAUUCCAAAGAGUUGAUCGCAAAGGUCCAAGCUGCCGCCCUGUUCAGUCCCGCUGAGAUGCUCAAAGCAGGACAGGAGGAGAUGACACGCUACACCUUCAACUUCAGCCAGCAGGAAAGCGCCGCCAGGAGCGUAGACUUCACCCGAGGUGACGUGCAUCUCAAUGAUGAGGAUUCUCCUGCAGAAGCAUCAGAACCCGCAGAACAUUCACAAUCUUCAGAACCGUCUGAACCUGCAGAAGCAUCAGAACCAGCGGAUGAACUGCACCAAGAGUCAUUAGGACUUCCAGAUCUUCUCAUCCAAAACCUUGUUGGUAGAGAGGAGGAGGUUCCGGAGCCGGUGGUACUGCCAGCAGAAUCAGAGCAGACGGCUCCAGAGGAUCCAGAGGACAGCGAGUGGACGGAGCAGGAGUCUGGUCUGAUCAAAGAAGAGGUGGAGGAAUGCGCUGCCGAGGAGGGACAGACAAGUCCAAUAAACACGCAACAGCGUGAGGAUGGCGGGGCCGUGUCCCAGGCAGAUGAUUGGACAGAAGGACAGAAGGAGGCGGGGUCAGCAGAUGUUUUGUUGUACCCUGGCUGGUACCGGUCCAGGAUGAAGCCGCUUCCUCAGGCUGGUGAAGCAGAGGAGGUGACGGACAGACAAGACAUGCAGGACUCCAUGUUGGAUCCGGAGACGCGUCUUCCAGAAGAUUCUUCUCUCCCACCUCAAAAGCAGCCACGCCCACUUUCCCCUCAGCUCCACCCACCAUUCAUGCCGCCUCCUCUGUUGCAAUUCCAAGAGCCAGCGCUUCCGGAGAUGGGAGGCGACGGCAAUGUGGGGACGGAGGAAGAUGACGAGGACACUCAGGGGUGGGUGUGUCUUUCUGAUGAAGGUUCCGACCCAGUGGAGGAUGUGACCCCCAUCCCAGCAGAGGAACACCACUUUGGUCCUGAGGAGGAAACAUUAGGACUCACGAAGGAGAAGCUGAGCGACUCCUCAGAAGGAGACGUCGCACCCAACGAGUCGCACAAAGUGGAGGCGAGUGACGAGGAAGAAAGCGUGACCUCCUUCGAUUCCCUCCAGGCUAUCACCUUGUUCUUCUACCUUGUGGCCUUCCUGGUUCUCCUGCAGAAGUUUUGGUCUUACAUUGGCUGCUUCAUAUGCACGUAAAAACACCAGCAGGGAGACGCUGCCAUCGGCACUUUAGCUCACCUCAGGUAGACGCCCACCCGCACACAAGCGUUCAUUGUGCAAAACAGUGUGCAAAACAGCAUGUGACCAGGCUGAUUCACGCACGCUGCCACAAUAAGAAAUAACUUAGUGUCGUGCCUUUAACACCACUAAAGCUCUUUUUAAGUGUACUUUUGUUUAGAAUCGGCGCAGUCAUGCAUGUUGUGUGUUACCGUUCAUACAUGGCAUAUCAAGUAAUAAACACAUACUAACUCCCCUCCGCCCCAAGUGGACCUUCACAAUCCAUUCUAGGACGCUAAGGGGCAAUCGCAUAGGAAGGCAUGUAAAUGUAAAUCUGUUCCAGUGUCAAACAAUGGCUCUCUUAAACGUGUACAGGGAAUGUCUUAAGUCACAUUUGAACAUAACUGUCACACAAGUGUAAAAAGAAGUUAACCACUGUUGAUUGUAAUGUAAAUAAUCUGUUCCAGGGUCAAAUGGUGGCCGCCAUAAAAGCUUUAUUAAGUCUACAGGCAAUGUUUCAAGUCACCUUUUAACACCCUUAACGUCAUACAAGUGUAAAAAGUGUUAACUGAUGCUGCUGAGUCCAUCCUGUCGUGCUCGCUGAAUUGAGCGUCGCGCAUUGAGAAUAAAAUCGUACAAAAUCGUAACAAAAAGAACAAAAAAUCUGAUUUUACAAGAAUAAAGUUAGAAUAUUAUGAGGAAAAAGUUGUUAGAAGUUGUAAAAAGGUGCAAUUAUAAUAUGAGAAAAAAUGAAUAAAAGCUGUCCUGUUAGGAGAAUAAAAUCGUAAUAUUGUGAGGGAAAAAAGUGGCAAUUUAACAAGAAAAACUACAAAUUUUGCUAGAAAUAAGAUGUAUUUUCAUGCUAAAAUGAAAUUAUUGUUUUCCAGGACUUUGAAUCCAUGAGUUUUUUUGCUUUAUUAUAUUGAGAAAAGGGAUUCCACAGGCUUCUUCCCCCUUCUGACACCUCACGGUUGUGUAACUGCAAUGACUAGGUCUUCCCAUCAAACGACUAACAGAUGAAUACUACUACUACUAAAAUGUGAAUGAGUUUGUGUUUGGGCACGUUUAACACUGAUCAGUCAGCUGACGUGGUCUUUUGCUCCAGGAGAGUCAAACCGGCAGCCACGCCUCCAGCAGUCUAGCUGCUGCUGCUGCCGCCUCCUCGUCGAGCCUCGGUGAGGUCCGGCGACCCACUUUCAGCUUCUCCUGGCUCAACCCGCUCUACAAGAACACAUAGG